Messenger RNA from Danaus plexippus (monarch butterfly), 470 nucleotides. Its product is annotated as protein POLR1D-like. The transcript is spliced from 2 exons. Bases 153 to 470 code for a protein of 105 amino acids. The record is from RefSeq and is a predicted model, not a curated record. NCBI's taxonomy places the organism in Eukaryota, Metazoa, Arthropoda, Insecta, Lepidoptera, Nymphalidae.
UGUUGUCACUUUUCAAUUUGUCAAGCAAUUAUCGAAUUUAUUGAACUUGUGUUUUUGUUAAAUAAAAUCUACCUAAAAAUGGAUAUCCUAGAAUAAUAAUAAACUCCUUACCGACAGAGGCAGCGAGUUGAAAACAUAUUCUAAGUUAAACUAUGACUGAUAAGGAAGUUGAAAGCAAAGAACCUGAUAAAAAACCGCUAGAUGACGAAGCGCUAGAGAAAUUAGCUGUGGAAGAACUUCUCCGUGAGGCAGUUCAAGGAGCUGCAAGAGCUGAAAUUGUAGGUCCCUCGGGUUGGAUAAAAGCCCCUCAACAGAAAACCAACAAACGAUUUCUAGUCAAUACCCUUAGGCAUGCUGUGAACUCGAACAGGCAUCGCAAUUCACGUGCUCAUAUUUCUAAUAAUUCUCAAAAACACGAAACCAAACCAGAGCCAUCCAUAAAAAAAGAUCGGACCAAAAGAAAACACUAA